CUGUUGGAGGAUGUGGACUUAAUUAUUGUACUACUCACUAGCCACACAGGAAGUUAGAGAGGCAGCUUUUGCUUUAUAAAUACCAAGGCAUAGUGAGGCCACAGGUUCUACUCUACUGCUGUUUUGCAGGUUAGUUGCUGGUUAGUUGCUGGUUGGUUGGGUUCUUUUACUUUGGUUUGGAGAACCCAAAAUGGCUCUCUCUCUUUACUCUUUCACUCUGCUCUGCUUCUUCUUUCUUUUUCAUUUCUUCACUAUCAAUGCCUACCCUGUCCACCAUAACUACCCUUUUCACCGCCACCACCACCCUCACUUUGCCAGUCAUAACUACAGAGAUGCUCUCACCAAAUCAAUACUCUUCUUUGAAGGCCAAAGGUCUGGAAGCCUCCCUUCUAACCAGAGAAUCACUUGGAGGAGGAACUCUGGUCUCUCAGAUGGCGCAGCUAUGCAUGUUGAUUUGGUUGGAGGGUACUAUGAUGCAGGGGACAAUGUGAAGUUUGGUUUCCCUAUGGCUUUCACCACCACUAUGCUUUCAUGGAGUGUUAUUGAGUUUGGUGGGUUGAUGAAAAGUGAGUUACCGAAUGCCAAAGAAGCCAUUCGUUGGGCCACUGAUUACCUCCUCAAAGCCACUGCACAUCCAGACACCAUUUAUGUUCAGGUGGGUGAUGCUAACAAGGAUCAUGCUUGUUGGGAGAGACCUGAAGACAUGGAUACCCCAAGGAGUGUGUUCAAGGUAGACAAGAACUCUCCUGGUUCUGAUGUAGCAGCUGAAACUGCUGCUGCUCUUGCAUCUGCUUCAUUGGUCUUCAGAAGAAGUGACCCAACAUACUCCAAUCUUUUGGUCACUCGGGCUAUAAGGGUGUUUGAGUUUGCUGAUAAGUACAGAGCACCCUACAGCAAUGGUUUGAGGAAAGUUGUGUGUCCCUUUUAUUGCUCUUUCUCUGGUUAUCAGGAUGAGCUUUUGUGGGGUGCUGCUUGGCUACACAAGGCUACCAGAAAUCCAGCUUUCCUCAACUACAUUCAAGUUAAUGGAGAGCUCCUUGGAGCUGCAGAUUUUGACAAUUUCUUUGGGUGGGAUAACAAGCAUGUUGGGGCAAGAAUUCUUCUCUCCAAGGCUUUUCUUGUCCAGAAUGUCCAAUCACUCCAUGACUACAAGGGUCAUGCAGAUAAUUUCAUUUGCUCUCUUAUACCAGGGGCCCCUUUUUCUUCUACCAAAUAUACCCCAGGUGGGCUUCUGUUUAAGAUGGGUGAUAGCAACAUGCAGUAUGUGACCUCCACUUCAUUCCUGCUCUUAGCCUAUGCCAAAUACUUAACAACUGCUCACAAGUUUGUUGACUGUGGUGGAAUCACUGUCACACCAAAUAGGCUCCGAGCCCUUGCCAAAAGACAGGUGGACUACUUGCUAGGAGAUAACCCAUUGAAGAUGUCCUACAUGGUGGGUUAUGGUCCAAGGUACCCACAAAGGAUACACCACAGGGGCGCAUCACUACCGUCCGUUGCAUCACACCCAGCCAAGAUCCAAUGCUCUCCAGGCUUCAGUUUCAUGAAAUCCCAAUCCCCCAAUCCAAACGUAUUGGUCGGUGCAGUUGUUGGUGGACCCGACCAGAAUGAUAGGUUCCCAGAUCAAAGGCCAGACUAUGAGCAGUCAGAGCCAGCCACUUACAUUAACGCACCUCUAGUAGGGUCAUUGGCUUAUCUUGCUCACUCAUUUGGCCAGCUCUAGUGUCUUAUUCGACCCUAUAGUAGUAACUAGUAACUAGUAACUCCCAUUUUCUUCUCUCUCUUUUUGGGGUUUAGAUGAUGAAGUCUUUUUUAUUUCUCAUCGAGUGCACGUGGUAACAGCCUAUAGGUUGGAGAGCAACGCUCGAACCCCAAACCUUUGAAGCACAAUGGUCAAUGGGGUAGAUGGCCUUGGCUGCUGGAUAGUAUUUAAUAUUUAUACAUAAUUAUUGUGAUGAUUUGAGCAAAUCUCGUGCCAUCAACGGCGUUUUUAUCAUGUAAAGGAUGUGGACACAACAUAUAGUCCACUGUGUUGUUUUUUUAAGAAGAUGAAUGAAUGAUAGUCCCAUUCUGGGAAUUUGCAAUU
Molecule: messenger RNA, 2083 nt
Organism: Quercus lobata
Lineage: Eukaryota; Viridiplantae; Streptophyta; Magnoliopsida; Fagales; Fagaceae
Gene: GH9B13
Product: glycosyl hydrolase 9B13
Exons: 8
Coding region: 191-1720 (509 amino acids)
Biological process (GO): carbohydrate metabolic process
Molecular function (GO): hydrolase activity, hydrolyzing O-glycosyl compounds
Source: RefSeq, a predicted model, not a curated record